CAAGUAACCAAACGCUCGUAAAUGGCCAAGUCAGUUCAGUAAUCAGAGCAAAGCUUCUUCAACCAAACGUUCGCAAGGAAACAGUGAUCGGAGAGCAAUGGGGUUUCAGUACAGAACUCUAGCAAAGGCGGUGCGGCGGCGCACCGCGAGCAGUAUUUCACCACCGCCACAGCCGCCGCUCGUCCUCUCGCGAUCCUUCGCGCAUUUGUCGUCCGAGUUCGCGGGAAAGCGCAGGUCUCCUCCUCGUCGUCAUUUUGGCAUUGCGUUCGAUAUCGACGGCGUCAUUUUUCGCAGCGAAUCGCCAAUCGGCGGCUCCCCUCAAGCGCUCAAACGCCUCUACGACGAAGAAUCCGGUGCCUUACGGAUCCCUUACGUUUUCCUGACCAAUGUUGGCUGUAUGUUCCUUGCUGUUAAAUGGGCUUUGAUGGUGUUGCUGACAAGUAACUUCUCCCUGAUUUUCCAGGUACUACAAGGUCAUACUCCCUUUAAGAAUUUGGUGCAGAGGCUUGAGAAUGAACUUGUUGUUGCAGUUGGAAAAGGAGAGCCAGCUGCAGUGCUGUCUGAAUAUGGAUUCAAAAAAGUUGUUUCUAUAGAUGAGUAUGCAUCCUGUUUUCCUGGGAUUGAUCCACUUGCACCAUACAAGAAUUGGGAAGUUAAACAGGUUCCCAAACACAAUGGGGUUUCAGAAGCCAGAACCUCAACCGACAAUAUUUGUUCACAAAGAGUACAGGCUGUGUUUGUUGUCAGUGAUUCAAUUGAUUGGAGCAGAGACAUUCAGGUUCUCUGUGACAUUCUAAGAACAGGAGGUCUUCCGGGAAGGGAGAUUGGACACCAGCCACAACUUUAUUUUGCUCAUGAUGACCUUGCCUACCAGGUUAGUAAUGUUACUUUUGCAGGCUUGAGGUAUCAAUUUUCAGUUCAGGCUGCAUUUCCUUCAGAACGUUUUGGUUUGGGAGCUUUCAGAAUUGCACUAGAAUCCAUCUUCAACAGAAUUCAUCAUGAUCCUCUUAGUUAUACGUGUUACGGGAAACCAAAUCCAUUUGUGUUCAAGAAUGCUGAAGCUGUGUUAAAGCAAUUGGUUUCUUCUUGCACCGACAGUGGACUAGCCCCUGACAAUGCAAGUACAGCAGUGCAUAAUUUUGAAAGACUAUAUAUGGUAGGAGAUAAUCCAGACGUUGACAUCAAAGGCGCACGGCAGGCUGGAUAUCCUUGGUUCUCAAUUUUGACUAGAACUGGGGUUUUCAAGGGAACCGGAAACCAUGACAAGUUUCCAGCUGACUUGGUUGUGGAGACUGUAGAAGAGGCUGUAGAUUACAUUAUAAGAAAGGAGUGCAGCUGACACCAGGCUUAGUUCCGGAACAAGUCUUUUUCGAUCGACAUGUCUUGCAAAAACAGAGGAGAAUCAGUACUCAGGUGAACAAGAACCAUAUUGCAUCACCCUCUGUGGCUUAGAUUUUGAAGAUGCUAGACCUCCUUGUUUUUGCAUAUGCUUUUAGAAUACAUUAUAGCACAAAGGAAACUGUUCAGGUGCUUAUUUUCUUAAUUGGUUGUGUUUAAAAUCAGCUGUCAAUGUACUCAGUGUUAUUAUAUCAAAUUUCUUGGCUUAUUAUUAUUGAGUUCCUCGGACAAUGGAAAUUAA
Molecule: messenger RNA, 1639 nt
Organism: Linum tenue
Lineage: Eukaryota; Viridiplantae; Streptophyta; Magnoliopsida; Malpighiales; Linaceae
Source: the annotation of a GenBank genome assembly